Molecule: messenger RNA, 1668 nt
Organism: Penicillium daleae
Lineage: Eukaryota; Fungi; Ascomycota; Eurotiomycetes; Eurotiales; Aspergillaceae
Product: Zn(II)2Cys6 transcription factor
Exons: 3
Coding region: 1-1668 (555 amino acids)
Biological process (GO): positive regulation of transcription by RNA polymerase II
Cellular component (GO): nucleus
Molecular function (GO): transcription cis-regulatory region binding; zinc ion binding; DNA-binding transcription factor activity, RNA polymerase II-specific
Source: RefSeq, a predicted model, not a curated record
AUGUCCGAAGCCCGGCUACUGCCUCGAAAUCGACGGAAGACACGGAGUGGCUGUCUCCGUUGCAAGCAAAGAAAGAUCAAGUGUGAUGAAGCUUUGCCACAAUGUAACCAGUGCACGCGCAAAGCACUCGACUGUCCAGGAUACGUACGACCGCUGAAGUGGUCGUCUAAGUAUGAAACCUGGAAUAACACUGAUGUCGCGAAAUACAAUCUGAAGGAUCUCAACCACAACGUGCGCCACCCUGAAAAUAACACAAGGGAACCUGAAAAUGCUCUACCACAGACUCCCAAAAAGCUCCACAGGAGCCCAUUCUUUGCAGAAAGAGAAGAUUUCCCUGAAGAAAACCAUUUCAAUCACGCUCUUGAUACCGCUUCACAUGCAAAUGACUUCAACCUGGAUACGGAUGAGCUUCUGGGGCCGUUUCUUUUCUCGAGGCCCAGCAUGGACAACUUCUUUCUUGAUUCUAUCUCACAGGGCCAGCACAUAGACACAGAAACGCUUUGGGAUGAUCUGAUUAAGUCUCCCCAAACUAUUGAAGACCAGAGUACGCGGCUCUCUCGGCACUACUUCUCAAGUAUCUGCCGCAUCAACUGUUGUUUCGACUCAUCCAAAAACCCAUUUCGGAGCUGGCACAAUCCGUCUGUUCUAGGACUCACUCAUCUUCACGGUGCACGAGUUCUUUUCAAGAAAUGGCUUGCUGGUGUCACAGACGCGUCUAAAACAUCUCCAGAGCAAGACAAACUAUCUUACGAUAAGAAUUUCCUAGUCGGCACAAUGGCUUAUUGGGAGGCGAUGGCAUCAUUUCUAAUGGACCAACCUAUGCAAUCCGUUUCAUACCUCACGCCAAUCUCUGACCAGAGUGGAAAUAAGAAAAUUCAGUCCAACCCUUGGACAGGGAUUUCAACGCCUCUUUUUGUCUAUCUCGCCCAGGCAGGUGCACUUGGACGACAGCGGUCAGUCAUUAGAAAAUUCACCGUGUCGACUUCCACAACAGCAAUUCAUGACAAACUUCAUGUGGAGCUUCUCUCCCAGGCGCGUGACGUUGAAAAUUCUCUUCUCAGUUACAAGAUCCUUUCGGCGGAUAGAGUCGAAGACACAGGUGAUGCACUUACACCUGUGAGCCACUUGCAGAAGAUGGCCCAAAUAUACAGGUUGACGGCUCUUCUCGAACUUUAUCGAGUCUUUCCAGAACUUUUCCAGAAUCUAACUUCAGACGAAUGUGAUGCCUUCAAUUUCACGUCGUUCAAAACAAGGAUCAUCGCUAUUGCAAUUGGCAUUCUCACUCUCAUAUCAACCAUACCUACCACUUCGGGGGUAAAUGCCUUGCUAUGUCUUCCCAUGAUUGCAGCCGGGAGUACAUUGCAAACCACAGAGCCAGAUCAAGCAGAAUUCUCGCACGUGUCAACAAGUAGUCUCUGCAGUGAUCUAAUGUCGAUCUUCAUUCAGGACGAUACUCAUGCCCAAUGGCGGGAAUUUGUACGAGAGCGAAUGAAUGUGAUACACAAUCAUGUUGGAUUGGGCGGUGUUGCUCGAGCAUUGGAGGUUAUUGAGAAGACUUGGAUGAGAGCUGAUAUUCAAGCCUUUGUACAUGAGUGCAGCUCAAUAGGGGAAUUUGUUCAUUGGACGGAUGUGAUGGCUGAUGAGCGGUUGGAGACUAUGUUUGGGUGA